Hevea brasiliensis (rubber tree) is the source of this 1768-nucleotide messenger RNA. RefSeq names its product purple acid phosphatase 2. The record is from RefSeq and is a predicted model, not a curated record. The transcript has 7 exons. Gene Ontology annotation, molecular function: metal ion binding; acid phosphatase activity. The coding region runs from base 310 to 1542 and encodes 410 amino acids. NCBI's taxonomy places the organism in Eukaryota, Viridiplantae, Streptophyta, Magnoliopsida, Malpighiales, Euphorbiaceae.
AAUUUGGAUUGUGGAGCAGAGAAGAAAAUGAGGUGGGACUUUGUUGUUGUUACUGUUGUGGGAUUGGUACUUAGUUUUGCAGAGACAUCAAGUGGUGGAAUAACAAGCAGUUAUGUAAGGAAACAGGAAUCCUCUACUGAUAUGCCACUAGACAGUGACGUGUUUAAAGUUCCUCCUGGUUUUAAUGCUCCUCAACAGGCAAGCAUAUCUCUAUCUUUUACUUGUCCUCCUCAUUUUUCUUCAUACAGAGUUAAUUGAGGUCACGUGCUAAUCUUGAGUAAUGUGUUUUUUUUUUUUUUUUCCACUGUGAUGAGAAAGGUACAUAUAACACAAGGAGAUCAUAAAGGAAAUGGUGUUAUAGUCUCGUGGGUCACCACAGAUGAACCAGGUUCAGAUACAGUGCUUUACUGGUCUGAAACUAGUGGGGUCAGAUUACUUGCAGAAGGUUUCCAUGUUAGAUACAAGUACUACAAUUAUACUUCUGGUUACAUCCACCAUUGCACCAUCAAGAAUUUGGAGUUUGAUACUAGAUAUAACUAUGUGGUCGGGAUAGGGAAUACUACACGUAAAUUCUGGUUCGAAACUCCUCCUAAAUCAGGCCCUGAUGUCCCUUAUACUUUUGGCCUUAUAGGGGAUCUUGGUCAAACUUAUGAUUCGAAUCGGACACUAACAAGUUAUGAAUCGAAUCCGGCAAAAGGAAAGACAGUUCUGUAUGUUGGGGACCUGUCUUAUGCUGACCAUUAUCCAGAUCAUAACAACGUAAGGUGGGACACAUGGGGAAGAUUCACAGAAAGAAGUGUUGCUUACCAACCUUGGAUUUGGUCUGCAGGGAAUCAUGAAGUUGACUGGGCUCCUCAACUCGGUGAACCUAAACCCUUUAAGCCUUUUACGCACAGAUAUCAUACCCCAUAUAAAGCAUCAAAUAGCACAUCCCCUCUUUGGUACUCCAUCAAGAGAGCUUCUGCUUACGUUAUUGUCUUGUCCACUUACUCAGCUUUAGGUCAAUACACUCCUCAAAACUUCUGGCUAGAGGAAGAGCUGCCUAAAGUGGACAGGAAUGAGACACCAUGGCUUAUAGUUGUUAUGCAUGGCCCAAUGUAUAACUCUUACGUAUCUCACUAUAUGGAAGGUGAAACCAUGAGAGCUCUGCACGAGAAAUUGUUUGUCCAGCACAAAGUUGAUAUUGUCUUUGCUGGCCAUGUUCAUGCCUAUGAACGAUCUGAACCUGUGUCAAAUAUCGCAUACAAUAUCACAAACAAGGAAUGCACUCCUAAAAUUGAUCAGACUGCCCCUGUUUACAUAACCAUUGGAGAUGGAGGAAAUAUAGAAGGAUUGGCAAAGAACAUGACAGAGCCUCAACCAAACUACUCAGCCUUUCGGGAAGCAAGCUUUGGGCAUGGGAUUCUUAAAAUAAAGAACAUGACUCAUGCCCAUUGGAGUUGGUAUCGAAAUCAAGAAGUCAAUUCUGUGACUGCUGAUUCUGCAUGGUUGUUCAAUCGAUAUCACAUAUCAUCAAAAGAAUCAUCUGUAGCUGCAUCAUGAAACAAGAAAGCCAGUAGCUAGCUAGCUCUUGGUCUGCCAUGCAGAAAUAAUUAACGAUCUAAGCAUCAAAUAAACUGCAGUAAUCAAUGUUUCACCAUUGAUGUGCUGAAUAAUUUGCUUGUAAUAUUUGCUAAUCUUCUCCUCACACAAUAUACAUAUAUAUAUAUAUUUGCCUAUCUUGUGAGGCAUUUAAUUAUAAAUAAAGAUUUGUGAGUGGUUUAUGACA